Molecule: messenger RNA, 1037 nt
Organism: Blepharisma stoltei
Lineage: Eukaryota; Ciliophora; Heterotrichea; Heterotrichida; Blepharismidae
Source: the annotation of a GenBank genome assembly
AUGUCUAACAUGACGUUUCAUGAUGAUAUAUGGUUCAGCUGAAGCAGUGUUGCAUGGGUUCCGAUGUUUUGGUGCACAUUCUAUAGGAUCUGAUGUGAGAAACAAAGCACUUUCGUAAAAGAAGCGGCAUUGAAAACAGACACAGUCGAUACAAUUUUUAGGAUUUUACUCUGGCCAUCCGCUAUUUAUUACAUAGCCGACUCAAUCAAUCUCAUGUUUUUUGCAGAAGCCAUAGAUCAGUGCAAAAUUUCAUUUUUUGUACAUCACGUUGUCACCUUAAUUCCCCCUUUAAAUUGGAACAAAAAUUCCUGCCUUGAUUAAAGGGUUAACAUAUAUUUUAAAAAACACAUUUAUAUUUAAUUUUUUUUUUUAAAUAAAAAUAUAAAUUGAGAAUACUUUGAAUUUUAAUUUAUUCAUGAAGAAAUAAUUAAUUAUAUGAAAAAUGUUCAAAUAGCAUUCUACUUAAAAUUAGAUUAAAAUUAGUAUUUUCAUCUUUAAUUUUUUCUUUAAAACAUUUUUUAAAAGUUUUACAAAUAUAAAUUGAACACCAACUUUGAAUUUUAAUUUAUUUUAUGAAGAAUUAAAUAAAAAUAUUAAAUUAAACUGUUUGCUUUUUUUUGUCUAUUAAAUUAGGUCAAAACUAAUUUUAUAAAUUUUAAUCGUUAAAAUUUUCCUAUUGAAAAACAAAUUUAAAGAGGGUUAAAAGUACCCCAGAAAUGCAAAUUUUACCGAUUUUUUGUUCCAAUUUUAAGUGGGGAGAAUUAGUUGGGGCUGGCUCAGCAUUGACAAUACCUCAUUAUCCAUGAUUUUUAAUGCUCCCUUUUGCAUUUCACUGCUUUCUUAUGAUGUUCCCUCUGAUUGGGUGACUAAAUUACAUUUAUUUGGCGACUGUCUUUAGAAAUGCUUAUGGGCUGCAUCAAGCACCAUAUAUAGAGAUCGCGAAGUACAGACAUAUAUUAUAUGUAGUUUACUUACUGUUAGUUCCAUUGAUAAUGCUGUGGGGCUUUGGAUGUUCAAACGAGAGAGAAUUAUCAUAA